GGCCGGGCUUUGGGGGCGGGGCGGAGUGGGGUUAUGGCGGCCACGGCGACGAACCCGGUCGUCUUCUUCGACGUCACCAUCGGCGGCCAGGAGGUGGGCCGGAUGAAGGUGGAAUUGUUUGCAGAUGUAGUGCCGAGGGCAGCAGAGAAUUUCAGGCAAUUCUGCACAGGAGAAUUCAGAAAGGAUGGCGUGCCUAUUGGAUUCAAAGGAUGUACUUUCCACAGGGUGAUUAAGGACUUCAUGAUCCAAGGAGGAGACUUUGUAAAUGGUGAUGGAACAGGUGUGUGCAGUAUCUACAGAGGUGUUUUUGGAGAUGAAAACUUUAAAGUUAAACACUCAUUACCCGGUUUCCUCUCCAUGGCAAACAGUGGCCCGAACACAAAUGGGUGUCAGUUCUUUAUUACCUGCUCCAAGUGCGACUGGCUUGACGGGAAGCAUGUAGUUUUCGGGAAAAUCAUUGACGGGCUACUUGUAAUGAGGAAGAUUGAGAACGUCCCCACUGGACCCAACAACAAGCCCAAGCUUCCAGUUAUAAUUGCACAGUGCGGAGAGAUGUAGAGAGAGCACACUCGUCUCGUCGCCCCCGGCCCCAGUGAUCACGAAGCUCACUGGAGUAUACCUGGCAAGCCGCUGAGAUAUUGCUUCCGGUCCUGAUCUUUAAAAGAAUAUGCACAAAUGGCGUGGGAUUUUGAUGAGCUCCUUGUUACCUUGCUACGAUAAUUCCUGCAUUGAUGGGAUAAGACUGUAGGAAGUGGGCGUUGAAUGUAACUUUGAUACCAUUUUUUCCCCCAUCUUAGUUUUAUUGAUGGGUUCAGUUACAGGCAGCGAUGAUUUUUCUUAUAAAAAAAUAAAGUUAUUACCUGGAGAGAAAA
Messenger RNA from Callorhinchus milii (elephant shark), 872 nucleotides. It is a transcript of the gene ppih, whose product is annotated as peptidylprolyl isomerase H (cyclophilin H). Gene Ontology annotation, molecular function: peptidyl-prolyl cis-trans isomerase activity. The coding region runs from base 34 to 558 and encodes 174 amino acids. The transcript is spliced from 9 exons. Gene Ontology annotation, biological process: protein folding; protein peptidyl-prolyl isomerization. Lineage: Eukaryota; Metazoa; Chordata; Chondrichthyes; Chimaeriformes; Callorhinchidae. The record is from RefSeq and is a predicted model, not a curated record. Gene Ontology annotation, cellular component: intracellular membrane-bounded organelle.